This is a messenger RNA of Boleophthalmus pectinirostris (great blue-spotted mudskipper), 4684 nucleotides long. RefSeq names its product mitogen-activated protein kinase kinase kinase 11. Gene Ontology annotation, biological process: protein phosphorylation; positive regulation of apoptotic process; microtubule-based process. Gene Ontology annotation, molecular function: ATP binding; JUN kinase kinase kinase activity; protein binding. NCBI's taxonomy places the organism in Eukaryota, Metazoa, Chordata, Actinopteri, Gobiiformes, Gobiidae. Gene Ontology annotation, cellular component: centrosome. The record is from RefSeq and is a predicted model, not a curated record.
CCUCCACGCGCACAGACGUACAAGUGGUUCGAGAUCGUGACGCCGCUGACCGAGGAAGAGGAAUUAUCGCUGGGGAUGGAGUUAUUGCGCUUUUUGGACUAAUUUUACCCGCGCCCGACCGCACCGACUCUACGGGGAAGUAUGCAAACGCGCGCCCGUCAUUUUGGAAGCGUAACUCGGUCAGGUUUGGAUUGCUCUUCCUGUUAAAACGCAACUCUUCCUAAAGUUUUGGCUGAGAUAAAUCCCGGUUUAUUCUUCUGAACUUUUUCACGAUGAAGACUUUGGCGCAGAGACGGUGCAGCGUUUUGGAAUAAUCGAGUUGGGAUUUUUAUUUUGAUUUUUUUUACGCAAACGUCCGCGCAAAAUGUGGAGCGUAGCGGUCAUUUCUGAGAGUCCAUCGUAAAACAACACAGGUCGGCUGGACUGAAUGCUCCUUUCCUGCCAUUCUUCUCGGCUUGUCCGCGCUUCCUGCUUGUGAUGGCCACUGCACUUAACGGCUAAAAAUACACGUACGAACCGAACGGACUGCGAGGGAUAGUUUACGCGCGGUGCAAUCGUUCCAAAAGCACGAUUUAUUUCGAAGUCCGUACGUGCAGCGCGCAGCAGGUGGAAUUUGGGAUGGGGGUGAAGAUGCGUUAUGCAAUGUGAGCUGAUUUGGAGACUCCCAGAAAGAAAAUUUGAGAAAUGUUUGUCGCUAAAGAGUCGUGUUUGGAAUUUUUAGAGAUUUCGAGAAGAAUUAUAAAGUGUUAAUCGAAGCUUUUUUUUUUUUUUUUUUGGGAAUGAAUGAAAAACUCUUUUGAUUCCGCAGAAGACAUCUCGGUUGGUUCGGCUCCUGCAGAUCUGUCCCUGAUGAACCAACCAGACAGACAGGAAAGGGAGAGUGGCGCAAUAAAGUACGCCUCUGUACUUUAUUUUGAAACCGUCGGGGAGGUCAUCCAAUCCAAACAUCCGGUUCCAUGGAGCCCCUGAAGAACAUAUUCAGCCGCGGCCCGCUGUCCAACUGGAAGAACUUGGAGCAGUCGGCGAAAGGCAACUUCACCAACCCAGUGUGGACCGCCCUGUUCGACUACGAAGCGUCCUGCAAGGAUGAGCUCACCCUGCGGAAAGGCGACCUCGUGGAAGUCCUGUCCUUGGAUUCCGAGAUUUCGGGCGACGAAGGUUGGUGGGCCGGGAAGGUCAACAACAAGGUGGGGAUCUUUCCUUCCAACUACGGGUCCUUCAAGCCCAGCGGAUACGGCAAGCUUCCCGGGAGAGCUGUGGUCGGCGAACUCGGGCCCGGAGAGUUCGAACCGCUCGUGGUGGAUUUUCGAGAGUUAAGUCUGGAGGAAGUUAUCGGAGUAGGAGGGUUCGGGAAGGUCUACCGAGGUACAUGGCGAGGCGAGCUGGUGGCGGUGAAAGCUGCCAGGCAGGAUCCCGACGAGGAUAUAAGCGUGACCGCGCAAAACGUCCGGCAGGAGGCCAGGUUGUUCGCGAUGCUGACGCACCCCAACAUCAUCGCGCUGAAGGGGGUGUGCCUGCAGGAGCCCAACCUGUGCCUGGUGAUGGAGUACGCCUCAGGGGGGGCGCUGAGCCGGGCGCUGGCGGGGAGAAGGAUACCCCCCCACGUCCUGGUCAACUGGGCGGUGCAGAUCGCCCGAGGGAUGCUCUACCUCCACAGCGAGGCCAUCGUGCCCGUCAUCCACCGAGAUCUCAAGUCCAACAACAUCCUGCUCGCUCAGCCCAUCGAGAACGAAUGUAUGGAGGGUCUGACACUGAAAAUCACCGACUUCGGCCUCGCCCGCGAAUGGCACAAAACCACCAAGAUGAGCACAGCCGGGACCUACGCCUGGAUGGCCCCCGAGGUCAUCAAGGCCUCCACCUUCUCCAAGGGCAGCGACGUCUGGAGUUACGGUGUUCUGCUUUGGGAGCUGUUGACCGGAGAGGCGCCGUACAGAGGCAUCGACGGUCUGGCUGUGGCCUACGGAGUCGCCGUCAACAAACUCACUCUCCCCAUCCCCUCCACCUGCCCGGAACCCUUCGCCCAGCUCAUGUCAGAGUGCUGGGACCAGGACCCUCACCGCCGGCCCACCUUCAGCUCCAUCCUGUCGCAGCUGCUGGCCCUGGAGCAGCAGGUGAAGGAGGAGAUGCCCCCCGAGUCCUUCCACUCUCUGCAGGACGACUGGAAACUCGAGAUCCAGGACAUGUUCGACCAGCUCCGCGCCAAGGAGAAGGAGCUGCGUUGCCGCGAGGAGGAGCUGAAGCGGGCGGCGCUGGAGCAGAAGUCGCACGAGGAGUUCCUGCGGCAGCGCGAGCAGCAGCUGGCCCAGUGGGAGCAGGACGUGUUCGAACGCGAGCUCAGCCUCCUCAUCCUCCACCUCAACCACAACCAGGAGAAGCCCAACGUCAAGAAGAGGAAAGGCACCUUCAAGAAGCACAAGCUCAAGGCCAAGAACGGAGAGAAGAUCAGCAUGCCCCAAGAUUUCAUCCAUAAGAUCACGGUGCAGGCGUCUCCGGGUCUGGAGAAGAGAAGAAACUCCCCCGACCUGGGCUCCGGGUCGUCUCCCUCCUUUGGACCCAGGUUACGGGCCAUUCAGCUGUCUCCGAGCGACCACAGCAUGGGCGGCUUCAUGAGUCCCGUCUUGUCCCUGGAGACGCCGUCGCUCAAACAGGCCAACGGAGAGCUGAGGCUGGGGCCCCACUGGAGGCCCCAGAGCCCCAAGAGCCCCAAGAGCCCCAAGGUCCUGCGCCUCAGUCCGCAGGAGAGCAGUUUGUCGAUGCGGGCCAAGCUGCUGGAGUCCGACAGCAACGAGAACCGGGAGUCCAAGGACGAUUUCGAGACGUACCGACCCCAGACGCCCACGCCUCCGCCCGCCCAGAACGGCUCUUCGUCCAAAGACAGCCUGCGCCUGCCUCUACCUCAGGGCGACUCGAGCAGCGACGGCGGGGGGUCCUCACCCGCUGGCUCCCCGCACCCAGAGAGGAGCUUCCUGGGCGGGUUUCUCAAGAGCACCCAUCAGGCGCUGGUGGGCGGCGGCUCCCUGUUGGCCUCCGUGGCUCUGGGUCGCGCUCUGGACAUGCCCCCUCCCGUGCCCCCCCGCAGCAACCCCCCUCCCUCGGAGCGCACCCCCUCCGAGCCGGACAUCACGCUCCCGAGACCCCCCGCCCCCGCCGCCCUCGCCGUCGCCGCCGACCCUCCCGUAGUGGACGACCUGAUAACCUUCUCCACGUCGGAACCGCUCCCCAAGCCGCUCCUGGACCUCGCGCUGCAGCGGCAAGAACUGAAGCCCCUCCCGCUGCUGCUGACCCCGCCCCCUCCCAACCCGAGGGAGAGGAGCGGGCACCGGACGCCGCAGACCCCGCACAGCCCCAAGGCGCCGCGGACCCCCCAGCAGCAGCAGGACGUUUGGGUGAGCUCGGUCGGCUCGGGGGAGUGGACUCACAGCGUCCAGGCGGCCAACGGGGAGCAGGGCUGUGAGGCCUGGGAGCCGCCCACCGAGACCCACAGGAGGAGGAACAGUCAGGGUCUGCACGCCUCGCAGCUCGUUUUGGACCUGCCGCUGUGCCAGGACACCCAGGACCAGGACGACAAGCCCCUCCCCCCUUACGCCCUGCACCCCCACCCCGGCCUGUGGAGCCCCAAGACCCGCCGCCUCGAGGUGUCCGUCAUCCCCCGGCCCCGCCCCUCCCCCGUCCGCCACCGCAUCGACCCCUGGAGCUUCAUCUCGGCCGGCGGCGGCGGAGGAGGAACCGCCAACGCCAACGCCGCGCCCGCCCGCACCCCCCCCACCCGGGACCCCCACUUCGGAUACCAACCCUCCCCCACCAACCCCUUCACCAGCUGCGACCCGUUCCCCUCCCCGGACUGCGACCCGUUCUCGCUCAAGGCGGACCCGGCCGGCGGCCGCGAGUCCUCGGCGUUCGACCCGUUCUGCGCGCCCUUCCCGACGUCGCGCUCGGCCCCGUGCUCGGCGAACGGGUCCCCCACCCUGCCCACGUUCCGGAUCGCGCCGCUGAACCCCGCCGACUCCCCGCUCAUAGACUUGGGGUGGGCGGCGAGGGGCGGCGAGGGAGCCAAAGAGAGAGCCCUGCCGCGGAAAACGCUCGGGCUGAAGCCGUUCAAAUCGCCGACGCAGCUACGGGACGACCGCUUCUAGACGAGAGGAAAAAAAAAAACAAAAAAACGGACGGUCGGCGCGAAUCAGUCCACGAGAGUUUGGGACAGAUAAAUUAUUCCAAGUGUAUCAGAGAAGCAGACGUUAAAAUAAAACAAGUUUGUUCUUUUAGAGCUUUGUACCUUCGGGAAACUGGGUAUUUUGAAGAACUUUUAUGAAAAAAAACGAAAAGAUAUCGGUGAGAUUAUACGUUCAUUCCAAGUCGAUUCACUUCGUAUUCCAUGUCACUUUUCUCAAAUCACAAAUAAAUGUCUUUUUUUUCAAACAUUUUCACGCUGUAAAAAAAAAUAAUUUGGUGUGUGUAAUUGAACAGUGUUGAACUUUUAAUUGAAAAGUAUAAUUUUUCGAGCACUGAGCGUCUUAAAUUGGUUUUCUCGAAGCGUAAAGGUAAAGUUGAAGAUAAUUUGUUUAAUCAGAUGUAGAAUUUUAAAUGCCGUUGAAUUUUUUCUUACUUUCACUUUCACAUGAUUGAAUUAUGUUUAGUUACUGAAAUUUUAAGUGUACCUAUUAAAAUAUUCCUCCCAAAUUCCAAA